Messenger RNA from Limanda limanda (common dab), 2415 nucleotides. Its product is annotated as protocadherin beta-15-like. Gene Ontology annotation, cellular component: plasma membrane. Gene Ontology annotation, biological process: homophilic cell-cell adhesion. NCBI's taxonomy places the organism in Eukaryota, Metazoa, Chordata, Actinopteri, Pleuronectiformes, Pleuronectidae. The record is from RefSeq and is a predicted model, not a curated record. Gene Ontology annotation, molecular function: calcium ion binding. Bases 1 to 2415 code for a protein of 804 amino acids. The transcript has a single exon.
AUGGACCUCAAAAGGAAAUCGCUCCUUAGUUUUGUCUUCGGAUUUGCUCUUUGUGUCAGCACCACCACGGCAGACCUCAGCUACUCCGUUCCGGAGGAGAUGAGGCCCGGAUCCAUUGUUGGAAAUAUCGCAAAGGACCUCGGCCUGGAGGCAGGGAGAUUAUUCACACGUAAAGCCCGUAUUGACACGGAGGAAAACCACCAGCACUACUGCAACAUUAAUUUAAAAACAGGAGAUUUUGUCAUCAGGGAAAAGAUUGACAGAGAGGAGCUGUGUGGGGAGAAGGUUUCGUGUUUGCUGAAAUUCGAAAUGGUCUUAGAGAGUCCUCUGGAGCUGCACCGCAUUUCACUUCUCAUCCAGGAUGUAAAUGACAAUACACCCGUUUUUCCGAAGGAAACAAUUAAGUUGGAAAUCAGAGAAUCAGCCGUCAAAGGAGCUCGAUAUCGGGUCAACGAAGCACACGACGCAGACAUCGGACAAAAUACAGUUAAACAAUACAGUUUACAAAAGAAUGCACAUUUUGUUUUAUCUGUUCGAGACGACAGCGAUGGAUCUAAGAGCGUCGAGUUGGUAUUAGACAAAGAGCUUGACCGUGAAAAGGAGCACGAUUUAAAUUUCAUGCUGAUUGCAGUUGACGGUGGCGUCCCACAAAGAUCAGGAACUGCUAAUAUACAUGUUACUGUGUUAGACGCUAAUGAUAACGCACCGGUAUUUGAACGGGCUGUUUACAAAGCCAGUCUACCGGAAAACGCUGCCGUUGAUACUGUUGUUGUCGUAGUCAGUGCCAGUGAUGCAGAUGACGGAAUCAACGGGGAGGUGACAUAUGAAUUUAGUCGGAUUUCAGACAGAGCUAAAAAGGUUUUUUCACUGAACAGUAAAAGUGGAGAGAUAAAAGUCAGAGGAUCACUUGAUUUCGAGACAAAUUCUAAAUAUGAAAUGCGGAUUGAUGCCAAAGAUGGUUAUGGACUUUCAUCUGACUCCAAAGUCAUGAUUGAUAUUAUUGAUGUAAAUGAUAACGCCCCAGUUGUCUAUCUAAAAUCAUUGACCAAUCCCAUGCCCGAGAACGUGUCACCUGGUACAGAGGUGGGCAUCAUCAACGUGCAGGACAGAGACUCAGAGACAAGCGGACAGGUUCGCUGCUCCAUUCAGCAAAAUGUCCCUUUUAAGUUAGUUCCUUCGAUUAAAAACUAUUAUUCUCUGGUGACCACAGGUCAACUGGACCGUGAACUAGUGACAGAUUACAACAUUACAAUCACUGCCACUGACGAGGGCUCUCCACCUCUGUCCUCCUCUAAAACUGUUCAGUUAUCUGUCGCUGACAUCAACGACAACCCACCUGUGUUUGAGGAACAGUCCUACAGCGCAUAUGUGACUGAAAAUAACAAACCUGGCUCCACAUUAUGUUUCGUUACUGCUCGAGACCCCGACUGGAGACAGAACGGCACCGUGGUUUAUUCUCUGUUACCUGGUGAGGUGAACGGUGCGCAGGUGUCCUCCUAUCUAUCAGUUAACGGAGACACGGGGGUGAUCCACGCUGUGAGGUCGUUUGAUUAUGAACAGUUCAGGAGCUUUAAAGUCCACGUGAUGGCCAGAGACAACGGUUCUCCUCCGCUCAGCAGCAACGUGACCGUCAGCGUCUUCAUAUCGGAUGUGAACGACAACUCUCCUCAGAUACUGUACCCCGCCCCGGAGGGCAACUCCUUCAUGACUGAGCUGGUCCCCAAAGCUGCACACGGAGGCUCUCUAGUGUCCAAAGUGAUCGCGGUGGACGCGGACUCCGGGCAGAACGCCUGGCUGUCCUAUCAAAUAGUCAAAUCCACUGAUCCGGGACUUUUCACUAUUGGUGUCCACAGCGGAGAGAUCAGGACACAGCGGGACAUUUCUGAAUCUGACAGCAUGAAACAGAACCUUAUUGUGGCGGUGAAAGAUAACGGACAGCCCUCUCUGUCUGCCACCUGUUCCAUGUAUUUACUUAUUUCUGAUAACUUGGCUGAGGUGCCAGAGCUGAAGGACAUUUCUUAUGAUGAAAAGAAUUCAAAACUGACCUCUUACCUGAUCAUAGCGCUGGUCUCUGUCUCCACCUUUUUCCUGACCUUCAUCAUCAUCAUCCUGGGUGUGAGGUUUUGUCGCAGGAGAAAGCCCAGAAUGUUGUUUGACGGAGCUGUCGCCAUCCCCAGUGCUUACCUUCCUCCUAAUUACGCAGAUGUUGACGGUACAGGAACUUUACGCAGCACUUACAAUUAUGACGCCUACCUGACCACAGGUUCUAGAACCAGUGACUUUAAAUUCGUGACGUCUUACAAUGACAACACUCUGCCUGCUGACCAGACUCUGAGGAAAAGCCCUUCUGACUUUGCUGAUCCUUUUGAAGACUCUGAAGAGGUAGGGGCUUUUCAAAUCAGUGUAUUUGUUUAA